Molecule: messenger RNA, 1545 nt
Organism: Aptenodytes forsteri (emperor penguin)
Lineage: Eukaryota; Metazoa; Chordata; Aves; Sphenisciformes; Spheniscidae
Gene: WFIKKN1
Product: WAP, follistatin/kazal, immunoglobulin, kunitz and netrin domain containing 1
Biological process (GO): negative regulation of transforming growth factor beta receptor signaling pathway
Molecular function (GO): transforming growth factor beta binding; serine-type endopeptidase inhibitor activity; receptor antagonist activity
Source: RefSeq, a predicted model, not a curated record
AUGCCUCCUCGCGGGAAUUUUGGCCGCCCGGGCCGGAGCCGGCGAGACUGCGAAGGCUUCGAGAAAUGCUGCACCAACGUGUGCGGGCUGCGGAGCUGCGUGGCCGCCCGCUUUGCCGACGGCGCCGACGGCAGCCUGCCGGCGCUGGCGCUGGCGCCGGCAGCCUCGUGUGAGAGCUUCGUGUGCGCGCAGCAGGGCUCCGACUGCGACAUCUGGGACGGGCAGCCCGUCUGCAAGUGCAAGGACCGCUGCGAGAAGGAGCCAAACUUCACCUGCGCCUCCGACGGCCUCACCUACUACAACAAUUGCUCCAGGGACGCCGAGGCGUCCCUGCGCGCCACCCGCCUCACCACCGUCCCCUGCAAGCACAUCUUCACCUGGCCUGACACCAGCCCCGUGCCGCAGGAGACGACGGCGCGCCCCACGCCGGGAGCCGGCCCCGAGGUGCCGGUGCCCCCUGCCCUCUACAGCAACCCCUUCCACCAGUCGGUGCGUGCCGGCGGCACCGUCAGCUUCCGCUGCGACGUCAGCGGGCGCCCGCGGCCGGACAUCACCUGGGAGAAGCAGAGCGAGCGGGAGGAGAACUUCAUCAUGCGGCCGGACCAGAUGUACGGCAAUGUGGUGGUCACCAACAUCGGCCAGCUGGUCAUCUACAACGCCCGCCACGAGGACGCCGGCAUCUACACCUGCACAGCCAGGAACGCUGCUGGGCUGCUCCGCGCCGACUUCCCACUGUCGGUGGUCAGGCGGGAGCCGGGGGGGACUCCGCAGGCUGGCAGCCCCCAGCCCUUCCCCAGCGCCGAGUGCCUGAAGGAGCCGGACCGGCGGCGGUGCGAGGCCCUGGAGGUGCGCUGGCACUUCGACGCCAAGCAGGGCUCCUGUCUCACCUUCCGCUACGGGGGCUGCGGGGCCAACAGGAACCAUUUCGAGACCUACGAGGAGUGCCGGGCUGCCUGCUUGGGCAGCGCCCGCCCCACCUGCCUGCUGCCCAUGGUGCAGGGCCCCUGCCAGAACUGGGAACCCCGCUGGGCGUACAACCACCUGCUGAAGCAGUGCCACUCCUUCGUCUACGGCGGCUGUGAGGGCAACACCAACAACUUCGAGAGCAAGGAGACCUGCGAGGACGUCUGCCCCUUCCCCAAGAGCCUGCAGUGCAAGGCUUGCCGCCUGAAGAGCAAGAUGGUGCUGAGCCUCUGCCGCAGCGACUUCGCCAUCGUGGGCCGGCUGAUGGAGAUCGUGGAGGACCAGGACUCCGGCAUCGCCCGCUUCGCCCUCGAGGAUGUCCUCAAGGAUGAGAAGAUGGGCCUCAAGUUCUUCAACAUCAAGUACCUGGAGGUGACCUUGACUGACAUGGACUGGAGCUGCCCCUGCCCCAACAUGACGGCGGAGGACGGGCCGCUCAUCAUCAUGGGUGAGGUGCACGACGGCAUGGCCACGCUGGACCCCAGCAGCUACGUCCGGGCGGCCAACGACAAGCGGGUGAAGAAGAUCUACGAGCUGAUGGAGAAGAAAACCUGCGACCUCCUGAACCGCUUUCAGGACUAG